Messenger RNA from Oncorhynchus gorbuscha (pink salmon), 2292 nucleotides. RefSeq names its product zinc finger and BTB domain-containing protein 37-like. The coding region runs from base 624 to 2252 and encodes 542 amino acids. Lineage: Eukaryota; Metazoa; Chordata; Actinopteri; Salmoniformes; Salmonidae. The transcript is spliced from 4 exons. The record is from RefSeq and is a predicted model, not a curated record. Gene Ontology annotation, biological process: regulation of transcription by RNA polymerase II. Gene Ontology annotation, molecular function: protein binding; DNA-binding transcription factor activity, RNA polymerase II-specific; RNA polymerase II cis-regulatory region sequence-specific DNA binding.
AGAACACCAAUUCCCAUCAUGCAAAUUCACUUUUUCCCUCGAAAUUGUCCCGUCUGCCGUAUCACGAAAUGGGAAAAUGAGAGCUGCGAAAGGAGUAACCAGGCAGAUGAAAUUGAACAUAAGUUAACGUGCACAUAGACACAUUAAAUAUGGAACAGUACCGCAGUUGUAUUACGACGGUUCGUUAUGACAUAGAAGUUUUACGGUGUUCUGUCUUUCUUCGUUUUUGUUGUUAGCUACAUGGACGUUGAACUAGCUGGCUAACGUUAGCCACCUCCCUGUCGCGAGCAACGCCGGGGUGGAUAUCUUCGUUUAGGCUUCAGCUCAUCACCGUACUGCAGUAUGUUACAGUGGCUAAAAAGAGGGCCAGGACUCGGUUAUAGCAUUUGAGCGUUACCGCUGUGCAAAAACAGCGUCAGUUCAAACCAUUGGUCAAAAAUGCACAACCCUUUGCAAGCUAUAAUUAAUUCCAUAUUCUAUGCAAGUUAGCCAGCCAGCUUAGUCAGUAGUUAAUAUGAUGGUGCAGUACAGAAAUUAAUUGCAAGUAACGUUUCAGUGCCCGUGGUACAGUGCUGCCGUUGUAUUCCCGAAAAGUUUCCAACUUGGGGAUCAUACAAGGCAGCAUGGAGCGAGGAGACACCAUGGAGCGAGGAGACACCAUGGAGCGAGCUGGCAGCAUCCAACUGGACAUCCCUGACUUCAGCAACUCUGUGCUGUCCCACCUGAACCAGCUGCGUAUGCAGGGGCGGCUGUGCGACAUUGUGGUGAACGUGCAGGGCCAGAGCUUCCGUGCUCACAAGGUGGUGCUGGCUGCCAGUUCCCCUUACUUUCGAGACCACAUGUCACUGAGCCAGAUGAGCACCGUAUCCCUGUCAGUCAUCCGCAAUCCCUCUGUGUUCGAGCAGCUCCUCUCCUUCUGCUACACCGGGAGGCUGUGCAUGCAGCUGGCAGACAUCAUCAGCUACCUGACAGCUGCCAGCUUCCUGCAGAUGCAACACAUCAUCGACCGCUGCACCCAGAUCCUGGAGGGCAUCCAUCUGAAGAUCAGCCUGGCGGAUGUGGAGGAGGAACUGGGGGCUGGAGUGAGGCACAGGGGGGCUGGGAGCUUGGAGGCCAGAAGAGGAGGAGGGGGGUUAGGAACAUCAGGGGGCUCGCGCUCCCUUAGCCCGCGCCACAGCAGCCCCAGGGUUCUGGGCCUUCGAGGAAGCAGUGCUGGAGGGGCCUUGGAUAUCCGGGAGGUGGGAAGCCCAGCGGGGGAGUCCAUGAGCCCCCAGAUGGUGGAGCACAGCGGGCUGGGCCCAGAGGGGCUGGCUAGGGGGGUGGUAGUGGGCAGCAGGCUGGGGAAGGAGCCCAUACUGCGCAUCAAUCGGGCUGGCCAGUGGUAUGUGGAGGCCGAGUCAGAGAGAGGGAGUGGUGGUGAAGAGGGGGAGUCAGUGCGGGUGGUGGACGGGUUGAGGAUAAAGACUGAGAGGUUGGAGGAGUGGAUGGGGGCCGAUACCCAGGAGGAAGGGAGUGGGGCGGAGGAGGGAGCAGCCAUGAUGAUCGACACGUCCGGGCGCAGCUCAUUGGUGCAGGAGGGUAUUGUCACGGGGGCCAAAAGCUCUCAGCCCUCCAGCAGCUUCAGUGAGACAGAGAGGUUUAGUCCUACUGGCAGUGUGGUGGUGAUGGCCGAGAGACAGAGAGCCAAAAGUGAGUCACCCAGCAGAGCGGACAACCAGCGCCACACCAGCUCACAGGGGGAGGAGCAGGCCGUGUUCGACAUGGGUGGUUACGAGGAGUACCUGCGUGAGCAGGUGGGUGACCGCUGGUUCCGCUACAACCCUCGGCUCACCUGCAUCUACUGCUGCAAGUCCUUCAACCAGAAGGGCAGCCUGGACCGCCACAUGCGGCUGCACAUGGGCAUCACACCUUUCGUUUGUCGCAUCUGCGGCAAGAAGUACACCCGCAAGGACCAGCUGGAGUACCACAUUCGCAAGCACACAGGAAACAAGCCCUUCCAUUGCCACGUCUGCGGCAAAAGCUUCCCCUUCCAGGCCAUCCUCAACCAGCACUUCCGCAAGAACCACCCGGGCUGCGCCCCUCAAGAGGUGGCCCACAGUGCCUCCCCAGAGACCACCACCGUCUCCUCACGGGGGGGCCAGAACGAGGAGGAGUCGCCCAGCCAGGAGGAGCCAGAGGGGGGUAGCAAUGGAGGAGGGGCCUCUUUUGGAGAGGGUGCCCAGGCCUCGGUCUCCACCACUGGGCCUGAUUGACUCAGUGGACCAUGGAGAGAGAUGGUUGGGGUAUGGGAGA